Messenger RNA from Labrus bergylta (ballan wrasse), 4623 nucleotides. RefSeq names its product zinc finger and BTB domain containing 7B (gene zbtb7b). Gene Ontology annotation, biological process: regulation of transcription by RNA polymerase II; positive regulation of gene expression. NCBI's taxonomy places the organism in Eukaryota, Metazoa, Chordata, Actinopteri, Labriformes, Labridae. Gene Ontology annotation, molecular function: RNA polymerase II cis-regulatory region sequence-specific DNA binding; DNA-binding transcription factor activity, RNA polymerase II-specific; protein binding. The record is from RefSeq and is a predicted model, not a curated record.
CGGUCUCCUCUCCAGCCCUGCCAGAGCCAAUCCGCGGCUGGGCGUAAGUAGGGCAAGCCGCUUCCUGGUUCUCAGAAAGAAGGAGCAGGGAGUCAGAGUGGGCCAGCGGAGGCAGCAGACAGGGGGUCAGUGCAGUCAAGAGAGCCGGUGUGCAGAAAAGGUGGAGCGGAAAAAAAACGCCGACGCACGACUUGAGGAGAAAAUUAAAACGUCCCCUGCGCGGAGCUGAGGACGACAAGAGUGGCGACCCCACCACCACCACCCCCUGUGUGGAAGAAACACUCGAGCUGGGAGAGUAAAAGAAGAAGUAUAAGAAGUUGUCAGGGUGGGACGGAAUAAUCCAGGAAGUGUUGAGCCCAGUCAGGUGGGAGGCGACCGGUCUGAACAGGUGACACACCGGCGCUCAGGUGUAUAACCUCUGCUGACAUCUGAACACAAGAGGAAGGGGGGUGCCGGAGGCAGAGGAAAGCAGGCAAACAUCUUCUCCAGAGUUUAUGGACUGGAGGUGGCGAUGUCUCCAGGAGAGGACGGUCUGAUUGGGAUCCCCUUCCCGGAGCACAGCAGUGAGAUCUUGGCCCACCUGAAUGACCAAAGGAGGGCAGGGCUCUUGUGUGACCUCACCCUGACAUCUCGUGGGGCACGCUACCAAACUCAUCGCUCCGUCAUGGCGGCUGUCAGUCUCUACUUUCGCCGGUUGUUUGGGGCAGAGGAGGGCGGCGGCGAGGGUGGAGGAGGUUUCAGCGUGUGCCAGCUGGACUGUGUGGCACCAGACGCCCUGGACGCCCUGCUUGAGUUCGCCUACACUGCCACGCUGACCAUCCCUAGCUCAGGGAUGAGAGAUGUGCUCCGAGGGGCUCAGCUUCUGGGCAUUCAGUGUGUGGCUGACGCAUGCAGAGACAUCUUGGGGGAGAAGGCCGAGGCCGAAGGCGAGACAGCAGAGGAGCAAAGGUCACAACACAUAGCUACAGAGAAUAUGGUGCAAGAACAGAGCAGGGUAGAUAAAGGAUCGCGAAGAAAAACAGACAGAAAGAAGGUGAAAAACAUGAUACCAAUCUACAUCAACUCAUCGUUUUCGAACCCAUCACCUGCUUCGCCCAUUUCCCACCCAUCCCCCGCAUCAGACAGCAUCCGUUCCCAGCCGUUCACCCUGCCUCCAAGCCCAAAACAGGAGGAGCUUGACCAGAAAAUAGUCCAGAAUGGAGGUUCCAGGAUGAUCAGAGAGCCGGGAAGAGGGGCCUCACUUAACGGAGGACUCUUUCACUGGCUGCAUGAGCGUCCCCUUGUAGCCCACCCAUCUCCUGUUUCAUCUUUGAAUGACAAGCUGUCAGAGGACGACGACGUUGAGGGCUGUGGCGAUGAUGCAAUGCUGAUUGGAAGUACCUCCAUACCUACCUCUGCAUCUGAUCGGGGAGCAGCUGCAACCGCGGCAGGAGGAGGGAGGAAGAGGAAGUCUCAGACGCCCCAGCAGUGCCCCGUUUGUCAGAAGAUCAUCCAUGGGGCAGGAAAACUGCCCCGACACAUGAGGACCCACACUGGAGAGAAGCCCUUCCAGUGCUCUGCCUGUGGAGUCCGCUUUACCCGGAAUGACAAGUUGAAAAUCCACAUGAGGAAACACACAGGUGAGCGCCCCUACCCCUGCCCAAGCUGCCCUGCCCGGUUCCUCCACUCAUAUGACCUCAAAAACCACCUGUCCCUGCACAGCGGGGCAAGGCCCUUUGAGUGCCCGCUCUGCCACAAGGCUUUUGCCCGAGAGGACCAUCUUCAGCGUCAUCGCAAGGGACACAGCUGCCUAGAGCCGCCCACACGCCGGCCCAAACGCAAGCCUGAUGCCUUUGAGGAUGGUAGUAUGAACGGAGAUGGGAGGGAGCAGUCCAGGCAACUUGAGGCUGUGUCCUUACAGGCCCACUCCUCAGCGUUCCUUCCUCGCGUGUUGCUGGAUGGUGGGAGUGGGUCUGGCACUGGCCCUCCGCUGAUGUUUCCAAGUGACAUUGAGAGGCGGUCUUUCGCCCUUCAGACUUUGGCUCAAUUCGAACCUCGCAGACUGGCUAGCUACCCACAGCUCUUCCUGCGAGGUCUUGACCUGCGGGAGGGCAGAGAGGCGGAGGAAGAAGAUCCAGGAGAAACCCACUCACCCGCUUCGCAGCGUGAUCGAUGGGCAGAUGAAGUGGAGGAGGAAAUUGGAGAAGAUGAAGUGGAGGAAGAGGAAUAGUGAGAAGAGUGUGUGUGUGUGCGUAGACAUGUGUGUGACUGUGUGGUAAAGUAUCCACAAUAAAAAAAAAAAUCUAACUCAGGUGGCUGGACUAAUCCUGCUGCUCCCAUAUAGAGAGCGCUUACAAAAGAAACUAGUAAAUGAAUUUAAAAGAAAAAAAAUGGAAACGGGUUUUCUGAGAUAUCUUAAACUUUUGACUCCUGGCUUUAGUUCUUUUGUCUUCUUCAUUUUAUUUCUCCUUUGCUGUAUAUUUUUUCAUGUAUUACAUGUUUGCGCUGUGUGAUUUGAUUUUCUAGCUUGAGAUGUGUGUGUUGAGUGUGUGUGUGGUGCCUGGGAUGCUUUACACUAUGCAAAUCAAAAUCCAGAGCUGCAAUAUAAAGGGAUAUUUGAAAAUGUAUAUUUUAGUUACAAUAAAUAUGUAUAGAUUCAGGUGCAAUUCAGAAGUAAUAUCACCUAGAUCACAAGAAUGAGUGUGCAUGCACUGACCUCUGGUGGUUAUCAGUGGAAGUGCAAUCUAAUUAAUCAAACUUAUUAUGUACAUGGUAGGCAAUGUUGUUUUUUGUUUUUUUUCUGUCAGUGGUGGAAACUUUGCUUUAAUUUGGUGCUUUAACCAAAGAAUAUAAUGAAUCUGUUGUCUUACAUCUUAGGUUAUAUGAGGAGAGAGGAGAAUUGUAGCCAAUGUUGGGGUUGAAAAGAAGUUUCUCCCCAACUGUUUUGAAAGCCAUGAGAAAUGAUCUUUGUUUCAGAGCUGGUGGAGCUCUGUGUUAAAUGCCUGACCAAAAGAGACAAAGUCUGGGUCAAUGAGUUGAUGCUGGUUAUGUUCAAGACUAUUCCUAUUUUCCCUUAAGACUAGAUGUUAGUCUUCCAAUGCACUCUUUUGGGUUUGUUGUUUAAAAAAGAAAAAUAGAAAAGGUGCAAGGCGAGGGGAUGAAUGAAAUAGUUUGCCCUUUGUUUUCUGAACUUAUUUAUUUAUUGUUAUUUAUUGCAACUGUUCUGCUUAAAUUCCUUACUGAGACCAAUUCCAGGGUGGGACACAGUCCACUCCUCAACUAAGUUUUACGAGAAGCUGCGUUGCGCUUACAGAUUUUUGGCUCCAUACACCUUAAUGCCUUUUUAAGGGAAUACAUGUCUCUUAUUUAGGCGAGUCUUCCUCAAAUGCAUUCUUUGCACAUUUAACCUCGUCAGGUACUGCAAUAAUUCAGGCACAUUCCAUCCUCCAGGGAACAGAGCAAAGAAGUCGACAGAUGUAAAAGAAAACAAAAAAAACGUCCAUGUAAACGGAACACAAGGGAUACUGCUGUUAGACAUUUCAGCAUGGUUUCCUGUUGUUAAUUCAACAUGUACAGUACUGUAUCACAUGCUAUUGCAUGGCAGUUCUUAUAGAUUAGCCACCAUGUGUCCAAAGGGGCCAUUAUCUUUUGAGUUUAGUUUUCUUUGACCAAAAACUUUGUAGUUGAAUCUUGAAUUCUCUGGACCAGUACAUUAGGGUUUAUUGCAGGGUCUAAUGCAAUCAUGAAUGGCUUUAAAUGAUAGCAGCUGUCUUUUUCCAUACCAUAUAUCCUUGAAACACAUGUAGUCAGAACCUUGUGUAGCAGUCGUGCUAAUCUGGCUUUGUGUGCACUAUCCACUCCUUGUUGUGUAUUUUUAUUUCAGUUUAUUUGCACUAUGAGAUUUGAGAGCUUUGAGCCUUUUUUGUUUGACCGUCAUUAUCUAAUCCAUUAACUCACCUGAUUAAGAUUGUGAUUGAAACAGUAAAUCUUCUUUAAAACCCUCACAUUUUGAAUAUUAUUCCACCUGCAUAAUAAUACAGAGUUCUAGUCACUAUAAUGUAUAUUGGGAUGAAGUUGCCUUAGUUUUUUUUUUGUGCUUCAACUAUUCUCAGGAAACCUUGAGCAAUGCACUAAGUGAUUUUAGAAAAUAUAUAAAUGGGAAGAAAACGUCUGGUGCUGUAGGACAAUCAACACCCUUCAUGUUAGCAUAAGGCCAGGAACCUCAAAAUAGGAUAUUUUGUAUUGUUUGACGUUUGAAAAUCAAAUGAUUUAAACCAUUUGUGAGACAAAAAAAAGGUGGAUAAUUGCUGAAGCGCUAUUGGCCUUCCAAUAACCAGUCCUACUGGAAUGACAGAAUGGCAGUUGGGCUUGUUCCUGAAGGGUGUUGUUUUCCCCAGUCGUAGCUUUGUGAAGGAAUGAGGUUCAUCUGAUGCCAGCUGUGAAGUGUGUGUUUCUAUGUGAGCUCUUAUUCUUUUGGCUUUGGUGAAGGGACAUGGGGUCCAGUCUGACCAGGGACCCCGCUAUCAGGGAUACAUUUUUUUUCUUUCAGUUUUUAGUAAAAACCUUCUCAGUGAUAUGAAUCAUUUCCCCAUCAUUUGUUUCAGUUAAUGCAAAGAAAAUAAAUAAAGACCUCUAUGCUUGCUA